Messenger RNA from Lathyrus sativus (Indian pea), 645 nucleotides. Lineage: Eukaryota; Viridiplantae; Streptophyta; Magnoliopsida; Fabales; Fabaceae. The record is from the annotation of a GenBank genome assembly.
AUGGCUGCUCCACCGGCAAGGGCUCGUGCCGAUUACGAUUACCUCAUUAAGCUUCUCUUGAUCGGCGAUAGCGGUGUUGGAAAGAGUUGUCUUCUUUUGCGGUUUUCUGAUGGGUCUUUCACAACCAGUUUCAUCACGACUAUAGGCAUUGAUUUUAAGAUAAGAACCAUUGAGCUUGAUGGCAAACGGAUCAAGCUCCAAAUCUGGGAUACUGCGGGGCAGGAGCGGUUUCGGACAAUUACAACCGCGUACUAUCGCGGUGCUAUGGGGAUAUUGCUAGUCUAUGAUGUUACAGAUGAAGCAUCGUUUAACAAUAUCAGGAAUUGGAUUCGCAACAUUGAGCAACAUGCUUCCGAUAAUGUUAACAAAAUACUGGUCGGGAACAAAGCAGACAUGGACGAAAGCAAAAGGGCUGUGCCAACGUCCAAAGGCCAAGCACUGGCAGAUGAAUAUGGAAUCAAAUUCUUCGAAACUAGUGCAAAGACAAAUCUAAAUGUGGAGGAAGUUUUCUUUUCCAUAGCAAGAGACAUAAAACAAAGGCUUGCCGACACUGACAACAAGGCAGAGCCGACAACAAUCAAAAUCAACCAAGACUCAGCAGCAGGAGCUGGACAGGCUGCACAAAAGUCAGCUUGUUGUGGUUGA